GAGUGGGUGGAAGCUGCAGGAGACAUUCAUACAAGAGGUUGUGGAAUUGAUAUAUCCUCUGGAUGGGGUAUCUGGAACCAGAGAUGGUCCAUUCAGGCGAGAGGUGAGAAGAAACGCCAUCACAGGCAGGGUGAUGUAUUCUUGGAAUCAAGAAAUAUAGGUAGGGGUCGCACGCCAGAUGGUGUACUGAAGCACACUUUACUAAAUAGCCAUUCGGAAGUUGGAAUGCCGGUUUGAAGUUGUAACGUGACUUCGAUUCGUGGAUUUGGGUCCUGCCCCAUAAAGUUUAACAUGUAAUAACUUUGCUGACUGGCCAAGUCGUUUGCGAAGAUAUUUUAUUGAAACCCGAUGGAAAUAAGCCAGCAACUCUUCCACGUCAGAGAUUUCAGCCAGAAGCUCGGGAAAGAGAGAAGCAAAAUUUCUCACUGAAAAACUGCAUAUAGUGGACUUUGGACCGGACUAAAGUCCGUUGGAUCUUUAUCUAUACAGGCCCGCCCCCCUACAACUGUGAGACCUGGCAUUAAACUUCCAAAUGUCUUAUGGCAAAUGCAGAGAGAUGUGUACCUGAGUUAUUGAAUUUGAAUGAACAGCCAUAAAAUUAAAGUCUCACCAAUUUUCCUGUUUUGGAUCUAUCCUUUACACCUUUUGGAGAAGGAGCAAAAAUGAAUUCAAAAUCAACAUGCCCUAAUGUCAGUAUACCCAGCUUUGAUGAACACCGUGAGAAAAAAAAGCGCUAUACUGUUUACAAAGUACUAGUGCGAGUUGGUAGGAAUGAAUGGUUUGUCUUGAGACGUUAUGCUGAGUUUGACAAAUUGUACAACACACUGAAAAAGCAGUACCCUCAAUUUCCUUUGAAGCUUCCUGCUAAAAGAAUAUUUGGAGACAAUUUUGAACCAGCUUUUAUCAAGCAAAGAAGAGCAGGAUUGAAUGAAUUCAUUCAGAAAUUAGUAUCAAAUCCAUCAUUAAGUGAGCACCUUGAUGUUCGAGCAUUUCUUCAAAUGGAUAACCCAAAGAAUCAAUCUGAUCCAUCAGAAGAUGAAGAUGAAAAGCCUGGUCACAUGCAACAUUCUACCUCUGAAAGUAUUUAUCUUGGUGUCUCAGGAAAUCCACAAGCUAAGCCAACAGACUUUGUUUUCUUGAAGCUAAUUGGCAAAGGAAGCUUUGGCAAGGUACUACUUGCAAAACACAAAACUGAUGGUAAACUUUAUGCAAUCAAAGUCUUGCACAAGAAAGUGAUCCUAAAGAAGAAAGAGCAAAGGCAUAUUAUGGCUGAGCGUAAUGUGCUGCUGAAAAAUGCAAAGCACCCCUUCCUGGUUGGACUUCAUUAUUCGUUCCAAACCACAGACAAGCUCUACUUUGUUCUGGAUUUUAUUAACGGUGGAGAGUUGUUUUUCCAUCUACAAAGAGAGCGCUACUUCCCAGAAGAUAGAGCCAGAUUUUAUGCUGCAGAAAUAGCCAGUGCAUUGGGAUACUUGCAUUCACUCAACAUUGUUUACAGGGAUUUGAAACCGGAAAACAUUCUUUUAGACUCACAGGGACACAUAGCUUUAACAGAUUUUGGCCUCUGUAAAGAAGGAAUCACUUGCACUGACACCACAUCUACUUUCUGUGGAACACCAGAGUACCUUGCACCAGAAGUGCUCAGAAAGCAACCUUAUGAUAAUACAGUUGACUGGUGGUGUCUUGGCUCUGUUCUAUAUGAAAUGCUCUAUGGCUUGCCUCCUUUCUACAGUCGUGAUACUGUAGAGAUGUACGAAUACAUCCUUCACAAGCCAUUGCAGCUAAGACCGGGAACAACUAAUGAAGCAUGUUCUAUUCUGGAAGGACUACUUGAAAAAGAAAGCCAGAGAAGACUAGGAGCAAAAGAAGAUUUUGCUGAAAUCAAAUGCCAUCCCUUUUUUGAUGUCAUUAACUGGGAAGAUCUAGAUCGGAAGGAAAUUCCUCCACCAUUUAAUCCUAGUGUGGCUGGUCCUGAAGACCUGCAAAAUUUUGAUCCAGAAUUUACAGAAGAACAAGUUCCACACUCCAUCUGUCAUUCUCCUGACCGUUCCAUAGUUAGUGCCAGUGUUUUAGAAGCUGAUGAUGCAUUUAUUGGCUUUUCUUAUGCACCACCUAUUGAAGAUUCAUUUUUAUGAAGGUUGUCUUCACUGAAUAGUUUCUCUAGGAAACAAAACACUUAGCAGGAAAUGAAAAUACCUUCAUAAGGAUACAUGUGGACUUUUGAUUUUACACCAUAACCAUCUGCAUGUCUUAAAGCUUGUAGCCAUUGGGUGAAGGUCAGUGCAUUUUGAACGCUAAAAUUACUAUACACAGAUUGUACAUUCCUUUUGCAACUUGCAAGUGAUCGAAUAUUUACUUCACCAUUUUCAAGUCUGAAGAUUCCAAAGUGUUGCAUUUUAACAAUUGCUUGUGAUUUGUCUGUUUUCCCCCUGACUUGUUGAAAUACUGAUGAGGUGCUCUACUUUAUAUCCUUUAAAUAACAUUGGCACAGCUUAUCAAUGUUGGUAAUUAAGGUUGGAUUAGUAUAUAAUGCAAUGGUUCUCUUUGAAUUGAUAUAUUGUGGUCCAACUUGGCAAAUUACAUUUUUAAGUUGCAUUUUCACCUUGUGUCCAUCCGUAUGGUAAUGACUUGUCAAAAUUUAGAUUCUGGUCAAAGCUUGUAUCACUUUACUAAAAGAUCCACCUGAAUUGUCACUCAGUAGAAAACUGCAUUUAUGACGUAGACAUUACUUGAAAAAUGGAGAGAGAAGCAUGGCCCCUCAGGUCAGAUACGUGAAAAUGUUUUACAAAUAUUUAAUGUGCACUGGGCACCAACUAUUAAACAUGUCUUUUGUUUUACUGAAAUAAACUGGAAAUGUACAUAACAGAAAAAUCUGUAACUGCAAAAGAUGAAACUAUACUUUUAUUUUAUAACAUAUUUAACUGGUGCAGUGUGCUUGAGGUGGAUAUAUAUUGAUACAGUAAAGCAAUUAAAUAGCACAUAUUUAAAAAUA
Pristis pectinata (smalltooth sawfish) is the source of this 2992-nucleotide messenger RNA. RefSeq names its product serum/glucocorticoid regulated kinase family member 3 (gene sgk3). Gene Ontology annotation, molecular function: ATP binding; protein serine/threonine kinase activity; phosphatidylinositol binding. The transcript is spliced from 18 exons. Bases 663 to 2135 code for a protein of 490 amino acids. NCBI's taxonomy places the organism in Eukaryota, Metazoa, Chordata, Chondrichthyes, Rhinopristiformes, Pristidae. Gene Ontology annotation, biological process: protein phosphorylation. The record is from RefSeq and is a predicted model, not a curated record.